Messenger RNA from Rotaria sp. Silwood1, 213 nucleotides. The record is from the annotation of a GenBank genome assembly. Lineage: Eukaryota; Metazoa; Rotifera; Eurotatoria; Philodinida; Philodinidae.
AUGAAAUGUGAUGGAAAACCAUCGCACAAUAUCUUAAAGAGAAGUACUUCUGGAAAUGUACGAUGUGAUGAAUAUGCCAAUGAUUUAGAUAUUAUUUCUCGUUUUCCAUUUACUGUUGGUCUUGAUUAUAGACAACAAGGACCUGAUAAGUCUACGGCAUUUUUAGAUUCGACAAACACUUCUGUAGUGAUGAUUCAACUUCGACAAGCUUGA